UUUAAAUAGCGGCUGUCUGGCUUAAUUUCGGACAGUCUUCCCUUGAUCGCUGAACGAAUAAGUCAAAGAAAUCAAAAUGAAGGUUUUGAUUGCCAUCUGUGUGUUGAUCGGCCUGGCCUCCGCUGAUGUUUUUUCGCUGGACCCGGACGACAGGCCGAAGUUUAUGGAGGAGUGCGCCAAGGAGCUGGCUAUUCCCAUGGAUCUGAUGGAGAAGUACCUGGAGGUUAAGCACUCUGAGGAUCCCAAGGCCAUGUGCUACUACCGAUGCAUCUUGUACAGGAUCUAUCUGGGCAACCUUAUUACCGACUACACCGAGGAGGUCCAUGCAGACUUGGCCGCCUGUAUGAACAAUAUAACCAGCGAUCCAAUGCCUGCGAGCACGGUUGCCAGAUGUGGCUCUUUUGAGCCAAAACUGGCUCUUUUUUUUUUCUCGUUGGCUCUUUGGCCCUUUUUUAUUGAAUUUGGCUCUGGAAGUGGCAACCGUGCCUGCGAGUGAG
Drosophila ficusphila is the source of this 497-nucleotide messenger RNA. Its product is annotated as general odorant-binding protein 99a-like. NCBI's taxonomy places the organism in Eukaryota, Metazoa, Arthropoda, Insecta, Diptera, Drosophilidae. The transcript has 2 exons. Gene Ontology annotation, molecular function: odorant binding. The record is from RefSeq and is a predicted model, not a curated record. Bases 77 to 496 code for a protein of 139 amino acids.